This is a messenger RNA of Paramecium tetraurelia, 1332 nucleotides long. RefSeq lists its product as uncharacterized. Gene Ontology annotation, molecular function: protein binding; zinc ion binding. Lineage: Eukaryota; Ciliophora; Oligohymenophorea; Peniculida; Parameciidae. The record is from RefSeq and is a predicted model, not a curated record. The transcript has 8 exons.
AUGGGUACUUGUGUUUCAAAUUAGGAUGAUGUUAGAAAUGCUAAUUAAAUAGCAUUAUCAUUAGAAAUAAAACACUUCACAUGGAGUCGAGAUUCUCAUGGUUUGUUCGAUUAUGAAAAUAAAAAUGUGAUAAAAGGGUAAUUAAAAACCAAUUCGUCAAAAAUGAUAUUUAUCAGAUAAAAGGAAGCCAUAAGAGUUGUUUAAACGAAGGAUGAGCUGUUAUAAUAUCAAAACUAAUCAGAUGUACAGGAACUUAUAAGAAUAAAUCGUUAGAUAACUAAAUAUUUUAUUGAAUCGAUAUACUAGCAAUAAAUAUCAGAGGAAACUGAAGGUUUAUCGGAUUUUAGUCCUUGGGUUGUAGUUAAAUCAUUAAAGAGUCAAAAGAAUGAUUAAGCAGGUUAUUCCUUGAAAUAAAAUGAUUACAUAAAGUUGGGAAGAGUUCGAUUUAGAAUUCGAGAGAUCAGUUGUUCAAGUGCCAACCCCAAUAAUUAGGAGUUGCCCAUUGAACCAGAAUUAUAGAAAUUUGUAUCCGAUAAAAGUUUAAACCUCAUGAACAUUCAUACAUAGGAAGAUGAAUAGAGUUAGGUGGAAGAACCAUAAUGUAGGAUAUGUUAUAACGAUGCUUAAACAGAUUUAAAUAAUCCUUUGAUUGAUUGUUGCAAGUGCUAAGGAUCAGUAAAGUUUAUCCAUUUGGUAUGUUUGUAAACUUGGCUGCUUAAUAAAUUAUAACCAAAAACCACUAAAUUCUCAGUUUCCUUUUAAUGGAAAUAAUUCGAAUGCGAAGUCUGCAAAGCUCCUAUUCCUAAUAGAAUCAAAUACUAAAACAGAAUUUAUGAAACAAUUGUACUCCCUAAACCAGAACCUCCCUAUUUAACACUAGAGAUAUUGAGUAGAGAUAGAAAUCAAAGCAAAGGAACACACAUCAUUAGUUUUUCAUAAAAGAAGUUUAUAAAAUUAGGAAGAGGUCAUGAUUCUGAUGUUCGUAUUACUGAUAUUUCAGUUUCAAGAUUACAUGCUAUAAUCAAAUAUUCUAAUUCUUAAUUUUUUAUUGAAGAUCAACAGUCCAAAUUUGGAACUUUGGUAUUAAUGAAAAAUCCAACUUAAGUCUCAGUUGAUAUGAAUAAGAACCUUGCUAUAUAGAUAGGAAGAAGCGUUCUCAAUUUUCAAGUAUUAAAAGAUUGGAAUGUUUAAACUUGUUGUAUGGGUUCUGUAUCAGAUGAGUAAAUGCAGCAGUAGGAUGACAAUAAUAAUUUGAUUGGAAGUGCAGUAGGAGAUGACGAUUAAAUUCAAGUGGAAUAAGCAUUUAUCGAUAAUAAUGGGGAAUUCGAUUGA